Glycine soja is the source of this 713-nucleotide messenger RNA. RefSeq names its product nodulin-20a. The coding region runs from base 69 to 713 and encodes 214 amino acids. The record is from RefSeq and is a predicted model, not a curated record. Gene Ontology annotation, cellular component: actin filament; cytoplasm. NCBI's taxonomy places the organism in Eukaryota, Viridiplantae, Streptophyta, Magnoliopsida, Fabales, Fabaceae. Gene Ontology annotation, biological process: actin filament polymerization. The transcript has 2 exons. Gene Ontology annotation, molecular function: actin binding; microtubule binding.
CUUAGCACCAAGCAAAUAACAUUCUCAAAAGUUCAAACUAGUUCACCACUGAGAGAUAGAACCAAUUAAUGGAGAAAAUGAGAGUGGUAUUAAUUACUUUAUUCCUGUUUAUAGGUGCAGCAGUUGCAGAAGACGCUGGUAUUGAUGCCAUUACUCCUGAAGAAGGCAAAGCCAAUAAUAUUAUUGAGGCGUAUGAGUCACCUAGAUUCCAAAAGUUUGUGACACAUUGCAGCUCACAUGUUACUCAAACAUGCAGUGGAAAUGAUCCAUUAAAUAAUCAGGAGGCCAGUAGAAUGAAUAGUCCAUUUGGGUUGUCUUUUUGCCUUUUUGAUUCUAUGGAGAAGUGCUUGGCAGACCAUAAAGCCUCACUUAAAGAUCCCCAAGAUAACAACAACCUAGCUUCAAUGUCGUCUCUUCCUGGCUCAAUCCAAAAUCAGCCACUCCUCAUUGAGACUGUAAAAUUCAGAGCCGUCUUGAAAACCUGUUCCCAUGUCAGUGCACAAUAUUGUUUCACUAAUCCUAACGUUGCUACAUCGGCUUUAGCGGAUUGUCUCAUGCCAUCUCUCAAUCAAUGUGUUUAUCCUGGUUCUAUCUUAUUACCAUUUGUACCACCCCCGCCACCCCCACCACCACCCCCGCCGCCCCCUCCACCACCCCCGCCACCCCCACCACCACCCCCGCCGCCCCCGCCACCACCCCCGCCACUUAUUUAG